AUGCCAUCCUCCUCCUUAUCCAAGGUGUCCGUGAUCCGUCCCUUCCUUCCCUACGGGGUGUCCCUGGCCGCCUCUGUAGGGCCUUCUGCUCUCAACAAUGCAUUGGCUACCAAGGACUCUUGGAAGGACGGCUGUCUUGUCAAUGGGCCCCUUGCAGGAAGAAUACCUACAGUUGCAUGGGAGGCAGCUCUCCCAC
Cylindrotheca closterium is the source of this 196-nucleotide messenger RNA. The record is from the annotation of a GenBank genome assembly. Lineage: Eukaryota; Bacillariophyta; Bacillariophyceae; Bacillariales; Bacillariaceae.